GUGCUCAGGUCAGAGAAGGAUGUGGAUGUAAGACUGAACAAAAGUGACCUGAGAGGGAAGGAGGAGACACAUGAGAGGAGUGAAAGACUGAGGUUGACCAUAGCACCUGUGUCUAUAGUCUAAAUAACCUUUUCAGUAAGUGUUUUUGCAACUUCCCCCAAACAUGGGAGCUACAUGGCGAUUUGCUCUUCUUCUCUGCAUUGUCCUGAUGUUGUCCAGAAGCCUCGCCAAUGAAGUCACAGGAUUCAAUGCUGGGACCACCUCGAGCCCCGGGCACCAGACGGACUCCGGUCAUGGGACUGGAGAAGAGGACAGUAGUCAUGGAGAGAGUGGACACGAAGGAGAGCCCAUCACUACUCUACCCAUCGUGAGCUGGAAGUGGCACCAUGUCUCCACUCCGUACAUCGUGGUCCUGUGGGUCCUGGUCAGCUGGCUCUGCAAAAUCGUGAUUGAGUCCAACCACCAUGUGACCAACAUCAUCCCUGAGAGCGCCCUGCUCAUCUGCUUCGGCUUCGUCCUGGGGGGGAUUAUUUGGGGUGCAGACGGGGUGCAGACCUUCACGCUGACCCCGAACGUGUUCUUCUUCUACCUGCUGCCUCAAAUCAUCCUGGACGCAGGCUACUCCAUGCCCAACAAGCUGUUCUUCAGCAACAUGGGGGCCAUCCUGAUCUACGCCGUCAUCGGGACCUGCUGGAACGCUGCCAGCUUGGGGCUGUCGCUGUGGGGGUGUCACAUGGGAGGAGCCAUGGGCGACCUGGACAUCGGCCUGCUGCAGUACCUUCUCUUCGGCAGUCUGAUCGCGGCCGUGGACCCCGUGGCCGUAAUCGCCGUGUUCGAGCAGGUCCACGUCAACGAGGUGCUCUUCAUCUUGGUGUUCGGAGAGUCGCUGCUCAACGACGGCGUGACCGUGGUGCUCUUUAAUGUCUUUGAUGCGUUUGUGUCGCUGGGAGGACCACAAAUUGAUGCAGUGGAGAUCAUUAAAGGAAUAAUUUCCUUCUUCGUGGUGGCGUUUGGAGGUUCUCUCGUUGGCUUUGUGUUCGGCCUGCUGAUCUCUUUUCUGACCAGAGGCACCAAAAACAUCCAGAUCAUCGAGCCUGGCUUCGUCUUCGUGUUGGGAUACCUCUCCUACCUGACCGCGGAGAUGCUGUCCCUGUCGGCCAUCCUUUCGAUCGUCUUCUGUGGCAUGUGCUGUCAGAAGUACAUCAAUACGAACAUGGACGAGCGGUCCGUCACCACAGUCAGAUAUGUGAUGAAGGUGUUAGCCAACGGAUCAGAAACCAUCAUCUUUGUAUUCCUCGGCAUCUCGGCCAUUGAUAAGACAAUCUGGGUGUGGAACACGGGCUUCAUCCUGCUCACGCUCUUCUUCAUCUUCAUUUACAGAUUCAUCGGGGUCUUUGUCCUCACCUGGAUCCUGAACAGGUACCGACUGGUCCGCGUGGAGUUCAUAGAUCAGCUGAUCAUGAGCUACGGUGGCCUGCGAGGCGCUGUCGCAUACGGCCUGGCUACGAUGCUAGAUGAGGCCAAGAUAAAGGAGAAGAAUCUGAUGGUCUGCACUUCUCUAAUCGUCGUGUACUUCACUGUAAUUCUUCAGGGAAUAACAAUGAAGCCUCUGGUCAACUGGCUUAAAGUAAAGAGGGCUGCAGUGACUGACAUCACACUCGUAGAAAAGCUCCAAAACAAGGUGUUCGAUCACAUGCUUGUCGCAAUAGAAGAUAUCUCUGGACAAAUAGGACAUAACUACAUGAGGGACAAGUGGAAUCACUUUGAGGAAAAGUGGAUGUCGAGGAUUUUGAUGAAGCCGUCGGCGAGGAAGAGCCGCGACUACGUCUUCAACGUCUUCCAUCAGCUGAACCUCAAGGAUGCUAUGAGCUACGUGGAGGAGGGUGAACGUCGAGGCUCUCUGGAGUUUAUCCGCAAUGAAACUGCCAUCAUCGACUUCAAGAAGAAGUUUGGUGAUGACUUCUCAGAUGUCAUGCCUGACAUCACAGCGGACACGUCAGACGAUCACGGUGCAAUGUCUCCUAUGAGAAGAGACCCUGUGCCAUCGAUAAGCCUGGAAAUGCACGAGCAGACCAUGAACGGUAUGAGGGAGUCAGAGGACAUCAACACUCACCACCUGCUGCAGCAGCACCUGUACAAGGGCAGGAAGCAGCACCGCCACAGAUACAGCCGGAGUCACUUCAACACCAACAAAGAUGAGAAUGAGGUGCAGGAGAUCUUCCAGAGGACCAUGAGGAGCCGUUUGGAGUCCUUUAAGUCCACGAAGAUGGGCGUCGCUCCACCAAAGGCGAUAUCCAAGUACCCAAAGAAAGACCAGCAGCAGAAGAUGCCAAAUGGAAAAUCAAGGGACAAAAGUAAAACCAACUAUUCUGGUGAUGAAGAUUUUGAGUUCUCAGAGGGAGACAACGCCUCUGGCUACGAAGCUUCAGGCCAUUCAUUCCCAAUGAGGGUCACCUACAGGGCAGGAGCUGGAAUAGAGAACCCGGCCUUCAUACCGGACCUGGACCCCCUGGCCCCGGUGCAGACCCCCCCCUGGCUGUUGGAGUCGGAGCUGGACAGCAGCAGGGUGGCCCCCUCGCUGCGGGCUCAGGUCCGGCUGCCGCGGGGGCCCAGCGACCUGCGCCGCCUGGCCCCUCCGCGCAUCAGCACCCGCUCAGACAACUCCUUCCUGCAGGCCGACGUUCCUCUCACGCCUCCACCCCCAGCCACGCCCCCCCCACCACCAUACUAUUAUGAUGGCUCCAUGUAGCAGCCUCCAGGAGACUCAGAACCUGACCUCAGACUUUGCACCGUCUACUCUCAAAUAUUGACUAGGGAAUGUUUUAUUUUCCGGCCAGAUGCUUAAUCUCACUCCUGAGUGUUUAUACGAAACAUUCACAGUCCCACAACCUUUGUGCCCCCCCCCCCCUCAGCCCCUCAGCUCCUCAGCUCCUCCUGUUGCUCUAACUUCACCGUCCACUGAGCAAAGGGAAACUGCCUGUAAAGCACAGACCCCGUAUGCACUGUGGUUAUUCAGCAGCACUUCGUAAAUCAGUCCCUAUGGAGUAUCUUAUCCGUGAAUGUGAUGUAGAAACCUUUUUUUAAGAAUAUAGAUAUUUAUAAAUUGUGUGUUUAUAAAGUGAUCAUUUCAUUAGAGGGAAAUUAAGGAAAUUCCAGCUCUAUCAUUUAAAAUGUAGUGUUUUUUCCAAUUUAUCUCAGAUCUACGGAAGUCCUAAACGGCCAUGGUUCAAAAAUUGUAUUUCCUUCGUUUUUUCUACAAUCAUGAAUUCAUUUCAUUGUUCUCUCACAAGUUAUUCAUGUCAUUAUCUGGAAAUAAAAAAAAUAGUUUUAUCAAAAUAAUAGGAUCAUUUGCAAAAAGAUAUCGAGAUAACAAUAACUUUCUCGAGAACGAAAGAAAUACGUUUAAUGCUACACAACAUAUCUCGUUAUCUGGGGAAAACAUUUGUUUUUUGGGGAAAUUAACAUAAAUAACUUUCAAACUUGGGAAUACAAUUUAUUGAAUUUGUUAUUACAGGAAAACAUGGUUUAUAAAAUGUUUGAAGAUGGCUGUUUAGGGCUUCCAUACAGAACAGUGCCUGAGGUUGAACUUGAAUAACACCAUUGUAAAAAUGUCACAUGUAUGAUAAAGACAUAUUAUAUUUAUUCACACAUCUGUGCCUAAGCAAACUGACAAAUACUGUAUAUUAUAUAUUCCUCCAGCACAGAAAACUUUUACUGACUACUUUGAAUUGAAUGCAUUUUAACUAUAGAUUUGAAAAAAUUAAAAUCAAAUAUUUGUAUAGUCAAA
Gymnodraco acuticeps is the source of this 3787-nucleotide messenger RNA. Its product is annotated as sodium/hydrogen exchanger 3-like. The transcript is spliced from 16 exons. Gene Ontology annotation, molecular function: sodium:proton antiporter activity. The record is from RefSeq and is a predicted model, not a curated record. Bases 164 to 2749 code for a protein of 861 amino acids. Lineage: Eukaryota; Metazoa; Chordata; Actinopteri; Perciformes; Bathydraconidae. Gene Ontology annotation, cellular component: apical plasma membrane; brush border membrane. Gene Ontology annotation, biological process: sodium ion transport; proton transmembrane transport; regulation of pH.